AUGAAAAAUCUCCAAAAUAGUGGAUUCAAGGAUGAAGAUCUUCCUGUAUGCACCAACUCGUCUGGCAAAAUAUGCAAAACGGAUUCGGAUUCGCCCCUGGAUUUUUUUGCGGAUUGGAACUCCAGCGAUAUUGACCAUUUCUAUGACAAACAAUGGACUUUCUUGGCUCCAGUUUUUCAUGAGAACAAAUUCGUAUAUGAGUUUGAUGGGCAGCAUCGGCUCCCAUAUCUACCAGCAGAGCAAGCUGGUAAUGCUUCAGGGCAUUUCGGUGUAGUCCGGAAGCUAACCCUCCAUUACGCGCAUUACCAACAUGGAGAACAGACUAAGGGAAGUGUCGAUGUUCCUGCAGAUGCAUCUUUUCAUGUAGCUCUAAAGCGCCUGUUACAGAAUGACCAGCAGACAGACGUGAAAAAGUUUUAUGAGAAGGAAAAGCAUACGCUAGAGAUGAUGAAAAAGUUGGACAACAAACAUUUGAUCAAGGCCAUUGCGACAUAUACCAAAGGGAAUGACAGGUAUUUCCUGUUCCCAUGGGCUAAUGGCGGGAACCUUGAACAGUUGUUGCAGUCCAAACGCGGAACGCUUGACAAAGACCUCGUAGGAUGGGUUUUGGACCAGAUUGUGGGCCUUUCAGAGGCUAUCAAGGCCCUCCAUGAUAAAAAUAUUCGGCAUGGAGAUAUUAAGCCGUCCAACGUUCUUUGUUCGAAACCUGAGACUGGAAACGUCGGUCAAUCUACUCUGAUAAUAGCCGAUGUUGGUCUCGCGAAGCAGCAUAUGGAUUACACUCGCAAUCGGAAUAACACGACGACUACCAGGCACGGUAGUAUCACAUACGAGCCUCCAGAAGUAUCGCCAAAGCGGCAACUCAAGUCUUUGUCGCGUAAGUACGAUAUAUGGUCAUUAGGUUGCGUCUUCUUGGAGCUCAUCAUUUGGGCUGUUUACGACGUACAUGGGACAAGAUCUCUCCAUGGUCACCUCGGUCAAAAUUCCAAUUCCAGGUUUUGGCGAGAAGCUCGCUUUAGAGGUGCCGAAAAGAUCCAUUCGGCUGUUAGAAGAUGGAUGAAAAAGCUGAAAGGCGAUCUCAAGCGCUCAUCUGCAUUUCGUGACAUAAUUGAACUCAUCGAGGACAAGUUUUUAAUCAUAUCAGACAAGUGGCGAGCGGAUUCCAUGACGGUGGUAAAUUCACUAGAGGCAAUCCGAAAAAGGGCAAAAGAACCUUCAAACGCGGAUUAUCUGUUCAAUCACGAGCUGGAAAGACUGGCAACCGGCAGCCGAUUAUCCGCAUCCAGUGCAUCUGCUAAACGGGAUGCUGCCGAUCCUUCAACACAAGUAAGUUGA
Trichoderma aggressivum f. europaeum is the source of this 1335-nucleotide messenger RNA. RefSeq lists its product as uncharacterized. The record is from RefSeq and is a predicted model, not a curated record. The coding region runs from base 1 to 1335 and encodes 444 amino acids. Gene Ontology annotation, molecular function: ATP binding; protein serine/threonine kinase activity. The transcript has 2 exons. NCBI's taxonomy places the organism in Eukaryota, Fungi, Ascomycota, Sordariomycetes, Hypocreales, Hypocreaceae. Gene Ontology annotation, biological process: peptidyl-serine phosphorylation; peptidyl-threonine phosphorylation.